Molecule: messenger RNA, 336 nt
Organism: Trypanosoma theileri
Lineage: Eukaryota; Euglenozoa; Kinetoplastea; Trypanosomatida; Trypanosomatidae
Product: 60S acidic ribosomal protein P2-B
Exons: 1
Coding region: 1-336 (111 amino acids)
Biological process (GO): cytoplasmic translational elongation; translation
Cellular component (GO): cytosolic large ribosomal subunit; ribosome
Molecular function (GO): structural constituent of ribosome
Source: RefSeq, a predicted model, not a curated record
AUGUCCAUGAAGUACCUUGCUGCUUACGCUCUGGCGUCACUGAACAACCCCACGCCAAGCGCCGCUGAUGUGGAGGCCAUCUGCAAGGCCUGCGGUGUUGCCGUUGAGGCGGAGGCCCUCGCAUUCGUGAUGGAGUCCGUGGCCGGCCGCAGCGUGCAGGAACUCGUGGCGGAGGGCGCAGCGAAGAUGACGGCGGUCGCGGCCGCGUCUGCUCCCGCUGCUGGCGGUGCGGCGGCCCCUGCGGCUGCCGGUGGUGCGGCGGCCCCCGCUGCCAAGAAGGAGGAGAAGGUGGAGGAAGAGGAAGAUGACGAUAUGGGCUUCGGUCUCUUUGACUAA